This is a messenger RNA of Punctularia strigosozonata HHB-11173 SS5, 978 nucleotides long. RefSeq names its product Abi-domain-containing protein. Gene Ontology annotation, biological process: CAAX-box protein processing. The coding region runs from base 1 to 978 and encodes 325 amino acids. Gene Ontology annotation, molecular function: metalloendopeptidase activity. The record is from RefSeq and is a predicted model, not a curated record. Gene Ontology annotation, cellular component: endoplasmic reticulum membrane. The transcript has 5 exons. NCBI's taxonomy places the organism in Eukaryota, Fungi, Basidiomycota, Agaricomycetes, Corticiales, Punctulariaceae.
AUGGGGUGGACCCUGUUCACAUAUCCCGAACCACCACUCUCUCUUGCAGUGGCACAUGCUUGCGCCUUCUUCGUGACAGCCAGUUACGUCGGUAUCUUAUACGCCUCAAAAGGAGCUCGUUUGAGUAACAAACAUGAUCGCACGGACGCGACCCCGCUGCGGGGGACACGGGACGAUCCAGCAAUAAUCCGAGCACGACUUGUGGCGGUCUCCUUCAGCACCUUCACCUCGCUGUUCGGUUUUGUAAUCCUGCUCCAAUGUGUUGAGGACAGAUCCCGCACGGAUAGUGCUGACUGGGAGUUGUGGAUGACCACUUUCCGAUCGGCGAUCUUGCGCUUGGGGCUCCAACUGGAUCUAUCCAGCCGGUGGUUGGCGUAUUUAGUCACCCCAAUGCUCUUCGCUGGCUCGCUGUACGCGCAAUAUCUAUUCCUGAAAUUACCCGGGCAGAGCCGAUGGACUGUGCGGGGGUCCUUACUGCCGUUGUUCAACACGUGGACGGGUUUGCGGAACUUCGUAUUCGGUCCUAUCACCGAAGAACUGGUGUUUCGUUCGUGUAUCCUUGCGGCAUAUCACCUCGCGGGUGCUUCGAAGCGCUUCAUGAUCUUCGUUACCCCGCUUUGGUUCGGCUUAGCCCACGUACAUCAUGCUCUUGAAACGUACCAGCGACUUGGUCAAACACCUCAGGCUCUGAAGACAGCGCUGGUUUCCAGUCUUUUCCAGUUCGGCUACACAACACUCUUUGGAUUUCAUGCUGGGUAUCUAUUUCUCCGCACAUCAUCCAUUUGGCCGCCUAUCGUGGCCCAUGUGUUCUGCAACAUCAUGGGACUUCCGCAGAUAAGUUGGGAAAUGAAGUGCUUUCCGACGAAAAGACAUUCGAUCAUGGUCAUGUAUAUUCUAGGAGUGGUGGGAUAUAUCUAUUCGAUGUCAGCAUGGACACGCGUUCCAGGUAGCUUGUACUGGAAUGACAACGGAUAUUAG